CCCAGGAGCCCACCGUUUUGUGUGAGAGGGAGGGGUGAAGAUGGAGGAGGGGAGGGUAAACAUAGCAGAGCCGAACCACGUCUUUUACUCCUGAAAAAGGAACAAGGGAGGGGAAGACGAGAAAUGAAGGGAAACGCAUGAGGGCAGAGGAAAAACACCCUCAGAAACACUGAGAGAAUGAAAAACAGGAAUCAUACAAGUUGCAGAAGGCUCACCGAGAGAGACCGUGAAGAUUCAAGAGGACAGGAGACCGCUGAAACGCUCAGAACUGAAAACAGGAUUAUCUCACAUCUUAUCUUAGUAGCACAUUCUGCCUACGAUUUUGAACAUCAGAUCUGUGGAAAUACUCGAAUGGGCAUUUAAUCUGGGUUUACAGAAUAGGCGGUGAAGCUGAAGACCUGCCAAACAAGCAGUCUGGCUUACAUGAACUGAGACAUCUGCAUGGGCAGGGAACUGUUCUCCAUCAUCAACACACUACACCGCCAGCUCCGUGGAUGCUGGGUUUUGUUUGCUGCUGGACACUGAUGUGCACACCCUUUGGACUGUGCUGUCUGCUAUGCUAUGCUGAUGACACACUGUUUCCUCAAACCCCACGGGUUGGGCUGGAUCAGCAUGGGAGGUUAGAAAGGCAAAUAGCAUCAUGGGAGCCAAGCAAAUGAAAUGUCUCAGUUCAUCUAGUCCGACACACUCACCCAAGAAGGAGUAUAUCGGAGUUUAUGCCAAACCUGAAGCAUCAGGAGAACUGCUGGGAAACCACACAGAGCAACCACAAAGCUUCUUGGAGGAUGCAGUGAAAUCCUCAGUCACCGAGUGGACUCCUGGCCCGGAGCAUGCUGUGAAGGAGGAGAGCAGCACAUGGGAGGAACAGCUAUGUGCCCAGCAGGAACAGCUGGAGAAGGAAAUGCAGGAGACCAGGAAAAUGGUCACAAGGCUUCAGGCCUUGUUGCUGCAUGGGUCGCUACCUGAGGACCAACAAACAUCUACUUUGAGUUUUGGGGACAGUGGCGCCAACUCGGAGCAGCAGCUGAUUUUGAUUCGCAGUCGGCUGGAUCAGAGUAUGGAAGAGUCUUUAGAUCUGAAGAGAGAACUUUUAAGGUACAAGCAGGAGGCGCGUAAUCUUCAGGCUAUUAAGGAUGCCAUGCAGCAGAGAAUGUCUGCGCAGGAGGACACAGUUCUGCAGCUGAAACAGGAGCUGCUCAGAUCCAGCAUGUCCAGAGAGGAACUGGAGGGACAGAACGAGGACUUAGAAAGGAAGUUGUCUGAUCGAAACAGAUUGCUGAGUGAAUACAAAAAGGAACUCAGUCAGAAAGACAGACUUCUGCAACAGCAGCAAAUAAAACUGGAUGAUGCUCUGUGCAGGAUCAGUGAAAACAGCUAUAACAGGUUGUCAGCUUGUGAGAAUAACGGCUACAGCCAUUUAAUGGAUACAUCUUCUGCAUCUUUCCAGCACAGAAUGGCGGAUGAGCUGCAGUUAGUGAGAGAUGCUCUGCGCAGUCUAAGGGAUAAUUUUAGUGGUCAUGACCCACAGCAUCACACUCUGGACACAUUGGAGCAGGGCGUGGCCAGUCUUGUGGACCGUCUCCACACCAUAGAGUCCAAGAAAAGACAGGAGAGAAAGUGUUCAACAAGGUCACCUGGACGAAAAGCCAACUACACAGACCGAGAAUCAUGGCCGUCAAGCUCUAAGAUGGCCCAUUCCCAAAGUAGCCCUGUUAUCAGUGCAGCAGCAUCGACCAAAGUGCUCUACUACACCGAUCGGUCUCUCACACCCUUCCUAGUCAACAUCCCUAAGAGGUUAGGAGAGGUCACGCUACAGGACUUUAAGCAGGCUGUGGACAGACAUGGCAAUUUCAGAUAUCACUUUAAAUCUCUGGAUCCAGAGUUUGGAACCGUCAAAGAGGAGGUGUUUCUAGAUGAUGCAGUUGUACCGGGCUGGGAAGGAAAGAUUGUUGCAUGGGUGGAGGAGGAUCAUGGAGAGAGCAGAUAGACAAAAUGUAGUGUUUGGCCUCACAUAUACCUCAUCCCUACAACAAGCCUUUGCUCUGUCCUAACUGUGAAACUCACUUUAUCAGUUCACUACAUCAUUACAGUAGGCACGUGUUUGUAUUAUAGAGUAUGUGUAUACAUUUUGAAGAAUGAAAGAGAUUAUUAAAAAAAACUGUGUACAGCAAAGUAUUGAUACAAAUUAUUUCUAAGUGUAUUGUUUACGUUAAAAGAAUUCCAUUGUGGCAUUAAAAACAGUAACAAAUGACACACACAUUAUCGUCACACAUGUUGUGCAUGUACAGUCCUGUUUAAAUGAUCUUUUAAGAGAAUGUAAUGAUUAUCUUUUGAAAAUAAUGAGUAGUAAAAGCAGGGACCACUUUAUUUGUACAGAUUUGUAAAAUAUCAAUCUCAAAAUAUUCCUUUUUAAAAAUGAAUGAUUGUACUUUCCUAUUAAGUCUGCAUGUGAGUUCAUAGUGUUUGGCGUGUUGUAAACACAUGCAGCUGACCCGUCCACCUUUUAUUAAACACAUUCUGUGUACAAG
Paramisgurnus dabryanus is the source of this 2528-nucleotide messenger RNA. RefSeq names its product DIX domain containing 1a (gene dixdc1a). Gene Ontology annotation, cellular component: cytosol. The record is from RefSeq and is a predicted model, not a curated record. Gene Ontology annotation, biological process: canonical Wnt signaling pathway. NCBI's taxonomy places the organism in Eukaryota, Metazoa, Chordata, Actinopteri, Cypriniformes, Cobitidae.